This is a messenger RNA of Lindgomyces ingoldianus, 1816 nucleotides long. RefSeq lists its product as uncharacterized. NCBI's taxonomy places the organism in Eukaryota, Fungi, Ascomycota, Dothideomycetes, Pleosporales, Lindgomycetaceae. Gene Ontology annotation, molecular function: metal ion binding. The coding region runs from base 108 to 1769 and encodes 553 amino acids. The record is from RefSeq and is a predicted model, not a curated record. The transcript has 7 exons.
CAAUGACCGUCAAACAUUGCAUCCACCUGCGGGCGGCCCUCCGCGAAUAAGUCUUUUUAACACCUUUCACGCCCAGCAUCGCGUCGGUCGACGCCUAAUCUGUCAUCAUGCUGGGCGACAAACAAAUCAUGUCUUUAGAUACCCAUCUAGAGCGGUUCAAGCUACAGAACCAGGUGAAUCAAACAGAUCUUCAGAAAGUUCUAGUCGAAUAUAGCCAAGUACUGGAACAGAACAAGGAGCUGAAGAAGGCCUUUGAUAAGAAGGAGAUCGGCAAUGGCAAUAAUAUUCCAGCCGAGAAACCACGUAACCCCUAUAUUCUUGUGCUUGUCGACGGAAACGGUUACAUCUUCAACGAUGAACUUGUCAGCGAGAAAGAAGAGGGUGGAAUGAAAGCCGCUCGCAUGUUGAACGGCGUUGUAGAAAAACAAGUAGGAAAAGCCCUUCUCGAAGCUUGCGACAACCGGAUAGUCGUCCGCAUAUACGCAGACGUCACUGGACUUUCCAAAUUACUAGCAAAGUCUAAACUUGUUGGUUUGGAGAAGCGUUCGCUUGCUGCGUUUGCCGCCGGGUUCACGCGUACCAUGGGCCUAUUCGACUUCGUGGAUGCGCUUGAUGAAGAAGGAACUAGAUUCAAGAUUAAAGAAAUGUUCAAACUUGCUGCCGAAGAUAGCAACUGCGACCAUAUACUAUACGCUGCAUGUCACGAUACCAGCUAUUUGUCCCUCAUGGUCCCAUACAGUGGUAUGAAGAAUAAGAUCACAUUAGUCCAAAGCGCCGGAUUCAGCUCAGAGUUUCUCCAAUUCAGCCUCAACGUCACUCAGUUCCCAACCGUUUUCCGUUGGUCAGAACUUCCCUCAGUGGCCCUCAGCUCAGCUAUCAAGUCUAAUGGUACCCACUCAGAUCGUAUUGUGUCUCCCUCAAAGUCAGCCAAGGCCCCGCGAGAGCAGAUGAAAUCUCAGCCCGUCCAUAGUGCAGACACCUGGAACAACCCCGACGCUGGUUUUGGUACAGAUGAACCGUCCUCAGCCGGAAGUAAAGGCUGGGGUGAGAGCAAUGGAUCCACUUGGGGAACUGCAGCAGAAUCGUCGAAACAGCAAGGCCAAGUUACCUGCAAGUACUUUCAAAAGGGUUUCUGUCGUUACGGUAAGAACUGCAAAUUCCAACACAGCCCUAGCGGUUCAUCUAAGACCGCCAACGGCAAGCAACCUCCUCUGAAUGGCGCCGCUCGUUCUAACAUCUCCUCCUCUCUUCCUCCAAAUAUCCCACCAAAUUACAUCCCUCUGAACAAAGACAACCAGCGCAUUGACACCUACAUCAAAGCCCCCACACAGUCUGAGUGGGCUAUCUACAACGAGCGAUUCCAUCGUCAAAAACCGUGUAACGCAUUCCACCUUCAGGGUGACUGCACUACUUUCAACUGUCCUUACGACCACAACGACCUUGAACCGGAAGCGCACCACUGCCUGAAAUACGUGCUAAAGUGCAGUCCAUGUCCAAGAAAGGGGGCCUGUCGCGCAGCGGAUUGUUUCCACGGACACAUCUGCCAGAAGGAUGAGUGUGUUGGACAAAUUAAAGGUUGUAAGAUGAAAAUGGAUCUGCAUAAUGUGGAUCCGAAGAUGGCGAGUCUGGUGCCGGCAACCGAGAAUUUGGCACAUGAGGAGGAAGGUGCCGAUCCCAGCGCUUGUCCAUUGAUUGACAUAGAUGGGAUGGGGACGUGGGAGGCUUCUAAGAGCCGGACUGAUCAGCCUUGGUGGAGAGGAAGCAUGUGAAUUGUGGAAUAUGGAGUGUGAUCUUUGGGUAUGGUAAAGACUUAAAC